Molecule: messenger RNA, 2070 nt
Organism: Coccinella septempunctata (seven-spotted ladybird)
Lineage: Eukaryota; Metazoa; Arthropoda; Insecta; Coleoptera; Coccinellidae
Product: type 2 phosphatidylinositol 4,5-bisphosphate 4-phosphatase
Exons: 4
Coding region: 145-918 (257 amino acids)
Biological process (GO): phosphatidylinositol dephosphorylation
Cellular component (GO): phagocytic vesicle membrane; lysosomal membrane; late endosome membrane
Molecular function (GO): phosphatidylinositol-4,5-bisphosphate 4-phosphatase activity
Source: RefSeq, a predicted model, not a curated record
AUCCAUUUAAUUGUCAGUUGGGCUUGUUUUGUAUUUUUUGCUGUCGAAUUAUGAAGUGUUCUGACGUUUAACAUUAAUUUGUGCAUUUCUUUGAAUUUCCAUUGAACGUGAUACAGUCGUCAAGUAAUUGAAACUAAGUAAACAAUGGGAGAUUCAAAGGAGUCCGAAAAGGCGUAUUUAUUAAACGAAGAUGCCGAAAACAAGCUAUACACACAAGAAACGGAGUCGACGAUUCCUUCCCGACAAGGCGAACAAACAACGGUUUCACCCAUUGGGCCAGAUGAAUUACCACCGCCUUUUUACCAACCCUCCGAGGGAGGUAAUGGAGUGCCAAUGGUUACUUGUAGGGUAUGCCAGGCCAUGAUUGAUAUUUCUGGCAAGCGGGAUCAACAUGUUGUCAAAUGCAGUCAGUGUAAUGAGGCCACGCCAAUCCGCAAUGCUCCUCCUGGCAAGAAGUAUGUAAGAUGUCCAUGCAAUUGCUUGUUGAUUUGCAAGAGUUCAUCACAACGCAUCGCUUGCCCAAGACCAAAUUGCAAGCGUAUCAUCAAUUUGGCCCCUAGUCCCGUUACCCCACCAGUACCGUCUAUGCCUGGCAUGUGCAGAGUGACUUGCGGGCACUGCCACGAUACGUUCUUGUUCAACACUCUCAACAAUUCACUGGCUAGAUGUCCGCAUUGCAGGAAGGUCUCGUCAGUGGGUCCAGAUUUUGCCAAGGGCAGAAGUAACUUAUUCCUAGCGAUUUCGGUAAUAAUUCUGCUGAUAGGAAUCGGCAUCGUUCUCGGUACUUAUAGCUACGCCCACAACCACAGCAGUAUGUACGUUCUCUAUGUAGGCAUCUUCUUGAUCGCUCUGAUAAUGCUUGCUCGUUCCAUCUAUUACUGUUCGAUGAAGGUGAGCAUCAUAGAGGGCCCCAUGUAAGCAAAAUCGACGUGGGAAAAUUUGUACUGCUUGAAUUAUACGAUACAAGGUGUAAUAUUUUUCAAACUCUUUAAUUUGUGAUUUGUUAGGCUCAUGGUAUCGUCACUUCUGGAAAAUAAUUCAUUCUAGACCCUAUACUAUUUACGCGUAUAUUCUGAAGGCGGUUUAUUCAUUUUGGUACUGACUGACUGAACUAUAGAAUUCAAGAGAAUUUUGUAAAUCAAUACAAUACUCAUCGUUUCACUAUCAUCCGAAAAUAUCUCUAUUAUUUAUUGGAAUUAAUUUUUGCAUUCUGCAAAAUAUAGAAAAAAAUUUCACUUAUUCAAUUUGAUUUACUUAAAUUUGAUAAAUUCACUUUUGUUGUGAACUUGCUUAUAAAUAUUUGAAAUUUCAUUAUCCUCGAUCUGCUAGGUGAUUGAAUAUGCAUCAUUUUUAUGAGCUGCAUUUGGCUUUGUAAUUUUGAUGAGUGCUGUGUUUUGAGUUUAGGUAAUAUCUUAAUUGUAUAAUCAAAAUACUGAAUGAUGUAAUUCUUUGGACGAAUCUUCAAAAGCAGUUGCAUAGAUUUUGAUGUGUCUCAGUAUUGGUCAUUCAAAUCGUCUUUAACAUUUUUAAAAGGUUGAAUUUGAUUGAUUCAUUUUUCAAAGCGAACACACUAAUGUUCUUUAUUCUUUUAAAUAUUUAUUUCUUUUCGUAUUCUAAUUCUUACCACUUGUGUUUUAAGCGAUAUUAUGAGCCUUUGUCAUAUAAUCAAAUGAUUAACUAUUGAUAAUUAGGUUUUCUAUUAGUAAUUAAGAUUAUAUCUUACAAUUGUAUAUAAUAUACUGGCUGCUUUGAAGUAAGCGUGAAUUUAGUCUGAAUAGAAAUGUGAUAAAGAACGAUUAAUCUAUAUUUUACUGCUUCUUUGUUUAACAUUCCCUGAAUUGAAAAUAUAAAUUAUACUAAUAUACCUUUCAAAAUUCCUUUAUAGAGAUGCUUUCUGUAUAUAAAUCCAAAAUUUCUGGAUUUUUUUAAGUGGCUCCUUGGAUCAUGAAUUUUUAGUAGAAUAUUUCCCUCGAAGAUUGAAUGAUGAUUGUCAUAUAAUUUGAAUAUUUUAAUUGUCAAAAUAAGUGAAUAUUGUGUGAGAGUUGAGUAUAAUAAAGUAUUUUAGGUUAA